Molecule: messenger RNA, 2418 nt
Organism: Stomoxys calcitrans (stable fly)
Lineage: Eukaryota; Metazoa; Arthropoda; Insecta; Diptera; Muscidae
Gene: rngo
Product: protein DDI1 homolog 2
Exons: 8
Coding region: 733-2193 (486 amino acids)
Biological process (GO): proteolysis
Molecular function (GO): protein binding; aspartic-type endopeptidase activity
Source: RefSeq, a predicted model, not a curated record
UGAAUACAGCCAUCAGGCACGGCGAGGCAAUUAAAGCAAUCUCAUUUGUACAACAAUCACAAUCAUAUGGUGCAAUCCGGCAUUUUGCCAUCAAGCUGUUCGACGCACAAAGAAAUUUGUGUACGUGUGCGUACAUGAACAGAGAAUAUGCGAGAAAGAAAAUGACAACAAAGAGAAAGCAAACAAAAAUCUUACAUCUUAAUACCGUCAAACCUGGCCGGCUUUUAACAGCUGUUCGCGUGAGACCACCUAUUUCUAUCCGCCUUGACGCCACACAUAAAAAAUAUACGGUAAAUUGCGUAUACCAAUUAUAUACGCUAGUAACGCAUUUAAACGUACGUUACGACGGCAUCACUAAUUAGAUAUGUUUUCAUGCUCUAUGUGAUGUCCCCAUUCGAAUCCACUAUACAAGUUUAAGUUUUUAUCCAAAUUAAAGUUAAAAUAGUUUAAAAUGUUAUCAAGUCUUCCAUCUAUUGAGAGUAGAGAGCGAGAAGAGAAAGCGUUGAUAGACCAAAUAUUGCACCACAAACUCGCAGUGUAAACGGAACAAACAAAACAUUUCAUCGAAAGUGCAUAAACAAAAGUGUGCGCGUUUGUGUGCUAAUAUUGGUGUUAAAACAAACGACGACGGCGACUUUCAACAGUUUCUUCUAUAUUUCGCCCAGAACAGCGACAGCGGAGAUAAACAACAAAAGCAUAUUUUUUUGAGUUAAAUUCCAGGCCUUUUUCAUCAUGAAAAUAACUGUUACCACUACAACGACCGAUAAGGUAUUCUUCCUCGAUGUGGCCGAAGACUUGGAAUUGGAGAAUUUCAAAGCAUUUUGUGAGGUUGAGUCCGAUAUUUCGGGCUCCCAAAUGUUGGUUAUCUUCAAUGGCAAACCACUGAUGGACAACAAGCAACCAUUGAAAUUUUUCGGCAUUAAGGAUGGCGAUUGUGUGAUCUUGCAGAAACGAAACGACCUUAGGCGUAGCCACGACACGGGCAAUCGUCCACCUCCGGUUCGCAUGGAUUUGGAUGAGGCUGCCAUACGUGAUUUAGAUUUCAGCAAUAUAAAUAUACCCAGCACUAGCACAGGCAACACUUCAGCUGUAACCGGUUUACCGGGAGGCAGCAUGUUUUCACUGCCCUCAGCAAGUGGGUCGAUUAACUACAACGAUUCCGAUGAGUUCAAUGUCAACUAUGAUGAUGAUCCAGCCACGGUGCGUAAUAUGUUCCUUGAAAAUCCCGAAUCCAUGGCUUUGUUAAAACAAAAUAAUCCGCGUUUGGCUGAUGCCUUGCUUUCGGGUAAUCUAGACACUUUCAAGACAAUUUUGAAAGAACAAAUUGAUGCCCGCAAAGAACGUAAUGCGCAGCGUUUGCGCAUGUUAAAUGCGGAUCCCUUCGAUGCAGAGGCCCAACGUAUGAUUGAAGAGGAAAUUAAACAGAAAAACAUACAGGAAAAUAUGGCUGCAGCUUUGGAAUUUAAUCCGGAAAUUUUUGGAACAGUUAUAAUGCUUUACAUUAAUUGCAAAGUAAAUGGCGUCCCUGUAAAGGCGUUCGUGGAUUCUGGUGCACAAACCACGAUAAUGAGUUCAGCAUGUGCAAAACGUUGCAAUGUCACACAUUUAAUUGAUACAAGAUGGAGUGGGAUUGCCAAAGGCGUCGGCACACAAAGAAUUAUUGGCCGAAUUCACAUGGUUCAGCUGCAGAUUGAAAAAGACUAUUUAGCUUCGAGUUUUUCAGUGUUGGAACAGCAACCUAUGGAUAUGUUGCUGGGUUUGGAUAUGCUCAAACGGCAUCAGUGCAAUAUCGACUUACAGCGCGAUGUACUGCGCAUUGGUACAACCGGUACGGAAACCCCAUUCUUGCCCGAAAGUGAAUUACCCGAUUGUGCCCGCCUAUCCGGCAACGCCGACGAAGAACUGAAAGUUAUGGAACAAUCGGCCAAUGACUCCGAAGCUAAGGCCAUCCAAGAUGCCAUCGAACAAAGUAAACGGGAGGCUGGUGGUGGUGUUGGCGGAGCCUGCCCUGCCGCCUCAACAUCCUCCGCAAGUUCAGCAAUUUCUGCCGGUGAUAAUUUCAACGAAACGGAUAUAGCCGAUCUCAUUAAAAUGGGUUUUACACGAGAGGACGUAGUACAUGAAUUACGUCGCUGUAAUGGUGACAAAACCCAAGCUAUGGCGGGGCUCUUGGCAAAAUCUUUAAAAUUUUAGAAGGAGCGCACCUUAGCAAACCUCAUCCCUAAAACACAUACUCACACUUGGUCGAAGUUAUAUAUAUAGCACGCUGGACGCGAAAAAAUCAGGAAAAUGGAACCUUUUUGGCGGUUUUUUUUAUAUAAAGUUAAAUUCCAAUUUUUUUAAAUGUAUUUUGGCCUAUGGCCUUUUAAACUCGAAAAGAUAGUAAUAAAACGUUUUUUUAAUGGAUAAAUGAUUUAA